This is a messenger RNA of Fraxinus pennsylvanica, 540 nucleotides long. The record is from the annotation of a GenBank genome assembly. NCBI's taxonomy places the organism in Eukaryota, Viridiplantae, Streptophyta, Magnoliopsida, Lamiales, Oleaceae.
AUGAAAAUUGCUCUGGGUGCUGCAAGAGGUCUUGCCUUUCUUCACAGCACCAAGGCAAAAGUAAUAUAUCGAGACUUCAAGACUUACAAUAUCUUACUUGAUUCUAACUACAAUGCAAAAAUUUCUGAUUUUGGGUUGGCAAGGGAUGGGCCAACUGAUGAUAAGACUCACGUCUCAACUCGGGUCAAGGGAACUUAUGGAUAUACUGCUCCCGAGUAUAUAAUAACAGGCCAUUUAACUGCCAAGGUUGAUGUAUACAGCUUUGGAGUGGUACUUCUAGAAAUUUUAUUUGGGAAGAAAGCAGUAGACAAAAAUCGGCCAUUGGGGGAAGAAUAUUUGGUUGCAUGGGCAAAACCUUACCUGACGAACAGACAUAUAUUGCUGCGCUUUCUAGACCCCUGUCUUGAAGGCCAGUACUCGAUAAGUCAAGUCUUAAAGGUAGGUACCCUUGCGUUUCAAUGCCUAAGCGCAGAACCCAAGUCGAGGCCAACCAUGGACGAGGUCGUAACUGCUUUAGAACAGGUUCAGGAGUUAAAAUGA